UGGUUCUCGAAUAUUCUCUGUUGAUAUAUAUAUAUAUACAAACCAACACGCCCGGCUUGCUUUUUGAAAAGCGGCAGAAAGAGGUUGUGCAGUUUUUUUUUUAAUUGCAAGUCGUUAUAAUUAACAGGACAAGCACGGUUUUAAGAAACACGACGACGACCCGACCCCCCCCCUCCAGCCUCGAUGGAUCCCCAGAAGGUCGCGGAGCUGCAGGUCUUCGUGCAGCUCUGCAGGAAAAACCCGGCCGUCCUGCAGCAGCCCGAGCUGAAGUUCUUUCGGGACUGGAUCGAGAGUUUGGGUGGCAGAGUCCCUCUGAUCAACCGUAGUGAUGAGUCACCAAAGAAGGCGAAGCCCGACCAGGAACCACAGUCCAAACCAGAGGCAGAACCAGAAUCUGAGAGCGAAGAGAGUGAAUUGGAGAUCGACAACGAGGGAGUAAUCGCACCCGACACCGAUGAGCCUCAGGAGAUGGGAGACUUUGAAAAUAUAGAGGUUACUGAUGAAAUGGUGGAUCAAGCUAAUGAAAAGAAAAUGGAGGCAAUGAACGCCCUGGGAGAAGGUGACCUGCAGAAAGCCCUCGACUUGUUCACAGAAGCCAUCAAGUUGAACCCAUGUCUGGCUAUUUUGUACGCCAAGAGAGCCAGUGUGUUUGUUCGGAUGCAGAAACCGAACGCUGCGGUGAGAGAUUGUGACCGAGCCAUCAGCAUCAACCCAGACUCGGCACAGCCCUACAAGUGGAGAGGCAAAGCACACAGGUUGCUGGGGCACUGGGAGGAGGCUGGCAGAGAUCUUGCGAUGGCUUGUAAACUGGACUACGAUGAAGAGGCGAGCGCCAUGCUGAAGGAGGUCCAGCCCCGGGCUCUGAAGAUCGCCGAGCACCGACGAAAGUAUGAGAGGAAGAGAGAAGAGAAAGAGAUCAGAGACCGGAGAGAGAGAGUGAAGAAAGCAAAGGAGGAGCACGAGAGAGCACAGCGAGAGCAGGACGAGCGCGCGGAGGCUGGCGGUCCUCACGGAGGAUUCCCAGGAUUCCCUGGGUUCGGCGCUGCUGGUCCGGGUGGCGCUGGGUUCCCUGGGUUCGGCGCUGGCGGUGCUGGUCCGGGUGGCGCUGGUGCCGGUGGGUUCAACAUGCCAGGACUCAACGAGAUCUUCAACGACCCGGAAGUGCUCAUGGCUAUGAAGGAUCCUGAUGUCAUGGCUGCGUUCCAAGAUGUUGCUCAGAACCCCGCCAACAUCUCCAAAUACCAGAGCAACCCCAAAAUCAUGAAUCUCAUGGGCAAGCUGUCUUCCAAAUUCGGGGGCGCGCACCCCUAGAGACCUGGGCGGGGCUGGCAGGGGGGGUGUACCCCCAACUUCACAAACCUUAUCUGGGGAGCGGGUUGGGGUUGAGGGUGACUAAUCUAUUCUUCCUUUUUUGUAUAGAUUUGAUUCAGUUCAGUAGAGCUCUUUGUCUAAAGUUAAGGUUUAGCAGAGUGGAGCCAUUAUUAACCUGUCCUGCGACGCUCUGCUGCCCGAGAGAAAUACAGUCCUAAGAAAUAUAUAUAGACCUGAAUACAGCAGCCAUGUACUGUAAUUGGCCUGCCCCCUGGUGGCCGAGAGAAAUACAGCAGUAAGAAAUCUCUACCUUGUACCAUUCUUAACCUGCACUACUCUGCUGCCCCCUGGUGGCGGAGAGAAGUACACAGGUCUCAGCGAGGAGAAUGCAUUCGUUUGAUAUGCAACUGUCUCGAUCUUCUCUUUUUGUAAUGUUUAUGAACUUAAAUAAAAAAAAAUACUUCUUUGAUCAA
This is a messenger RNA of Polyodon spathula (Mississippi paddlefish), 1784 nucleotides long. RefSeq names its product ST13 Hsp70 interacting protein (gene st13). The record is from RefSeq and is a predicted model, not a curated record. Gene Ontology annotation, molecular function: Hsp70 protein binding; protein dimerization activity. Bases 184 to 1311 code for a protein of 375 amino acids. The transcript is spliced from 13 exons. Lineage: Eukaryota; Metazoa; Chordata; Actinopteri; Acipenseriformes; Polyodontidae.